Molecule: messenger RNA, 1548 nt
Organism: Meyerozyma guilliermondii ATCC 6260
Lineage: Eukaryota; Fungi; Ascomycota; Pichiomycetes; Serinales; Debaryomycetaceae
Gene: SCW4
Product: Scw4p
Exons: 1
Coding region: 1-1548 (515 amino acids)
Biological process (GO): cell wall organization; carbohydrate metabolic process
Cellular component (GO): cell surface; extracellular region; fungal-type cell wall
Molecular function (GO): glucan endo-1,3-beta-D-glucosidase activity; 1,3-beta-glucanosyltransferase activity
Source: RefSeq, a predicted model, not a curated record
AUGAAGCUUUCCCCUUAUGUUUUAGUUGCUGUGGUCCUCAGCAUACCGGGACCGUCGUCGGCAUAUCCUGUUGACAGAGACUCUGUUGAAAAGAGACAGCAAGAUUUGGCUGUUGAAUUUCCUACCGUCGACCUCGAUCGUAGAGGUUUGUUCAGCUGGAUUCUGAACUUGGUUGAUGACGAUUCCCUGGCCGCAGCCGCCCCAGCUCCAGCAGCUACUACCGUUGCUGCGCAAGUUGCACCGGCACCAGUUGCAUCAGUUGCUCCUGUCGCUGCUCCUGCGACUACUUCUGCAUCCAGUGGUGGAUUUGGCAAGUUUCUUUCCGGACUUUUUGGCGGAAGCUCGUCCACCACAACGGCUUCGACUGCUCCAGCUGCUGCUCCAACUGCAUCUUCUGUUGCAUCUCCGGCUGCCGCUGCUGCACCUGCUGCCAAGGCAUCAUCCAGUUCUGGUGGUAUUUUGGGCUUCUUUUCCAAUCUUUUUGGCGAAAGCAGUAGUUCCACCUCAACCACACCAACAGCCAGUGCUCCUGUAGUGGCUAGUUCAGUCGCUAGUUCAGUCGCAGUUUCGUCCGUUCAAGUUCCUGCCGCUGUUGCAUCUGCUUCGGCUGCUGCUUCUGCUGUUCUUGGCACUAGCACCGCUGGCUCCACCGUUUCGGGGGCCUAUACCAAUCUUCCUGGAUUUGACAGUGAUCCCAGUUCAUCUCCCACAGAAGCUAGCUACACUGGAUCCAGAAUUGCCAAUGUCAAAGCUGCAUCUUCAGCCAAGGGUAUCUCGUACUCUCCAUACACCAAGAGUGGAGCCUGUAAAACUGCCGCUGAAGUGAAAAGCGAUAUUGCCGAGUUGUCUCCUUUUUCAAUCAUUAGAUUAUACAGUGUCGACUGCAGCGGUAUCCAGAAUGUACUUGCUGCCAUGUCCUCGUCGCAAAAGUUGUUCUUGGGUGUGUGGCCCAUUGACCUGAGCUCGGUGCAAUCCGAUUUGCAAAGUGCCAAGCAACAAGUCCAGACGUCAUCAAGAGGCUGGAGUGCCGUGCACACCAUUGCUAUUGGAAACGAACAGGUGAAUUCGGGCCAAGGAACUGUUCAACAGGUGAGUACAGGAGUCCAAACUGCUCGUACUUGGCUCAAACAAAAUGCUCCAAGUUACAAUGGUUACGUUGUGACUGUCGAUACCCUCGUUGCUGUUGUUGCCAACCCUGCUCUUUGUGAUGUUUCCGACUACUUGGCUGUAAAUUCCCACCCAUACUGGGAUGGAGGUGUGCAACCUUCCAACUCGGGUCCAUGGCUUCAGAACCAAAUAUCCAACUUGAAAAAUGCUUGCGGUAACUCCAAGAGUAUUCUUAUUACCGAGACUGGCUGGCCCACCGAGGGAUCUAAUUAUGGCCAGUGUCAACCUUCCGUCUCCAACCAACUCGCUGCCAUUAAAAGUAUCAAUAGUGUGUUGGCAGACCAGGUAUUUAUGUUCACCACUUUCAACGACUACUGGAAGGAUGGUGGUGCAUACGGAGUGGAGAAGUACUGGGGAAUCUACGGAGACCCUAAUGCCUGA